CAACCUUCAAUUAAUAGACUCAACUUUACUUUAUAUAUAAUUCCAAAGUUUCCUCAAGUGUCUCCCUGUUUAGUACUGAUGUGAUUGCUUGCUAGAUUGAAGAAUUGAGGAAUUGACGAUCAUGGCUUCAGCUACCGGUGUCGAAGACGCAGAAACGGCGCCUCUACUAGCAACAUCACCGACCUCAUCAACUGGUGUCAUUCAUUCGCAGUAUCAAUCAUUAAGCCAAAUCAGCAGCAGUAAUGAAAGCCCUACUAGUAACAAUAGUCAUACCGACCCCGAAUGGACGCUCAGCCGAAGCGCGCGAAGGCUCUAUAUAUCUCAUACCCUCUCAACAUGGAACUCACGCGUCUUCGAAUUCGGCAGCGUCUUAUAUCUCGCAUCGAUAUUUCCUGGAACCUUGAUGCCCCUUGCGAUAUACUCGAUAGUGAGAGGUGCUUCUGCGAUUACGUUGUCGUCAUGGGUCGGGAGUUAUAUCGACCGGAAAGACCGCCUUAAUACGGUGAGACUGUCCAUCGUCUCACAGCGACUUGUUGUUGCUGCCUCAUGCAUCAUAUUUUUCAUCCUCAGUAGGCAUGAUAGCCCUUCAGAUGAGCUGCGGGUCGGCUUGCUUGCAGCCUUGAUCUUCAUGGCAUGCAUUGAGAAACUGGCAGCUAUCAUGAAUCUUGUGUCAGUGGAAAGAGAUUGGGUUAUUGUUGUGGCACACUCAGAUACUACUGCACUUAGAACCAUGAACUCGCAAAUGAGGCGAAUUGACCUUGUUUGUAAGCUACUUGGACCUUUCUUCAUAGGCAUACUAGAUGGUGUUUCCACAGAAACAGCCAUUCUUGUCAACUUAGCCAUGAACUGUGCUUCAGUUGUUGUUGAGUAUUUCACCAUUGCUAAAGUCUAUUAUCAAGUACCAGAACUACAGCAGCCAAAGACUACGCCCCCUAUUGUACCACAGAAUGAAGAACAGCAGACUCGUCAGAAUGCCUGGAUGUCAUUUAAAAAGGCUAUACAGAAGACAUUUAGCGAUCUUCGACUUUACUUUACGCACCCUGCAUUUGCACCCUCAUUCUCAAUAGCGCUUCUUUACUGCACAGUUUUGUCUUUUGGUGGAGUCAUGGUUACAUAUUUGUUAGCGAGUGGAUAUACUUCAGCUCAGAUUGCUGCAAUGAGGACAGUCUCGGUUACUCUUGAGGUUCUCGCUACAUGGAUUGGUCCGUGGCUAAUGAAGAGAAUUGGACCUGUUCGUGCCGGUCUUUGGUUCCUCAGCUGGGAACUGGGGUGUUUGGCUGUCGGUGUAUCGAUAUUCUGGCGAUAUGCUGACAACGUCCUGGUAUCGACGCUGGGACUUGUCUGUGGUUCAAUGUUGAGCCGGAUCGGACUUUGGGGGGUAGAUCUGUCUGCGCAGGUCAUUGUUCAAGAGGAAGUUGAGGCAGAGAAACGAGGAGCCUUUUCUGCUGUGGAAGCAAGUUGGCAAAAUGUGUUCGAGAUGUGUUCAUACACGUCGACCAUCAUAUUCUCGUCACCCAGUCAGUUCCACAACCCAACAGCACUCAGCGUCACAGCUGUAUUCUUCGCAUGGCUCCUGUACAGCUCCUUUGUCAAGAAGCGACGAGGACAUCUCGUCCACUGGCCUACCUGCAUGUCUCCGGAGAAGCAGCAGGCAACGAUCGACGAGCUGUUCGAGUCUGGGCCGUCGAGGCGAAGAGAGGGGCUCUGAAUGUUUGUAUGAUAUGCAUAUGCAAGAGAGGAUCGCACGAGACACGUUGGUGGUCACCUGGAUCGGGAAGCAGUGCAACAAUGAUAGGAUAGCACAGGAUCUUGUGGGUUGGGAACCCUCCACGUUUAUUUCCGUGUCUCGGACGGCAGCGGGCUGUCUUGGACAUGCAUACAUGGAAAGGCCUCGUGGAUCGAGGAGCGACCCUUAUAGAUGAUGCAGGUUUGGUUACAUGAGGGAGGACAGCAGUGGUUUUUGGGUAGAUGUGUGAGACGUGAGGAGACUCGAGUAGGGGGAACAGUGAGACACGAUGUUUGUCUUUUGCUAGCAGUCAAUCAGUGCUCCAUAAGGUAUAUUUGAAUUAUCUCUUGUAUACGAAUUAUCUAUGACUCUAGAGAUAUAUUGUAGGUCGUCGUAAGCCCAUGUCUCAUCUAAAUACGACCCUCACAUACUUACAAG
Fusarium verticillioides 7600 is the source of this 2164-nucleotide messenger RNA. RefSeq lists its product as hypothetical. Lineage: Eukaryota; Fungi; Ascomycota; Sordariomycetes; Hypocreales; Nectriaceae. Gene Ontology annotation, cellular component: membrane. The coding region runs from base 122 to 1708 and encodes 528 amino acids. The record is from RefSeq and is a predicted model, not a curated record. Gene Ontology annotation, biological process: iron ion transmembrane transport. Gene Ontology annotation, molecular function: iron ion transmembrane transporter activity. The transcript has 5 exons.